Uranotaenia lowii is the source of this 2150-nucleotide messenger RNA. RefSeq lists its product as uncharacterized. The coding region runs from base 1126 to 1968 and encodes 280 amino acids. The record is from RefSeq and is a predicted model, not a curated record. The transcript is spliced from 2 exons. Lineage: Eukaryota; Metazoa; Arthropoda; Insecta; Diptera; Culicidae.
CGAGUCGCGAAAAGCUACCAGGAACGCUCAACGUGAAAUCAUUUAAGUUUGGCAAGUUGGCAUUAUUGUCCUGUCAAAUAAGCACUUCCGGAAAAAGAAGAUAGAAGUGUGCAGUGCGAAAGGGGCAUCGUCCCGGAAAAAAAAGUUCGCGCGAUAAGAAAAGAUUUCGCUGAUUUCGCUCCACCACAAAGCGUAACGAUACCGGGCCGCCAGCACCUGAAACGUGCGCAGGAAGAUUGGGACAGCGGGAAAGAGGAUUGCUCAUCCGCAUGCGAUUUCCUCCAUCACAAACAGAAGAGGAGAAUAUCCAAGGUAAGCGGACAAAAUCAACGCCUUCAAAGCACCAACUAAUUGCUUCUCAUCCACCGCGCUACAGGGCCAUUAGCACCCAAAACAGGCGUGAGAGCUAGAAGGAACUCCGCAGAUCCGCAUGCAAUCUUCUCUGUCAUACAACAAGGCGGAAAAAACACUAUAGGUAAGCGGAAUUUAAAAAGAACCGCAUAGAAGCAACAACAUUAAAUUUUCGCAACACAACAGGGCCGAAAACAUCUGGUAUCGGGGCUUCUAGCAUUCGAAGUCUGCACGCCAAGAGCAGAGAAAUCCGGAGCUACUGUGGUGAAAGUCGAUCAUCGAUAUCGAUUUCUGAAAUCGCGAAGGACUCAAGAAUAGCGAAGGUAAGCAGAAAAAGAAAACUGCCAAUUAAGGAGUAGAUGCUAAUCAAAUCCCAACCCUCAGAUAUCGCCUCACUAUCCACCACCAAAGAAAGGAUUGAGACGGAAAAGCGAUAGAGGAAGUUCGGUAGAAGAGCUAACCAAAUCAAAAGGGUCGUCAGCGUAAGUAAAACCCCCUUUUGAUCACAUUCUCUGGCCUAACCGGAAUUCUUAUUCCACCAGGACCCUUUUUUAUUCUAUCGGUGAUUUCUCCAAACUUGUUCGGAGCGCCAUCUGGUGGUGGGUCGAACUGCCUUUCGCUUGGUGGAAUCGAGAAUUUGUGAAUCCAUUCCGAAACGCUUCAAAGAACACCUUUCAAGGAAAAUUUCGGUGCACAUCAAGCGGAAUAGUUGCAAAAGGCGUUUUUGCUUCGCUACGUUGCUGUUUUGGAACGCCCCGCAUUAAGCGGAACUGCAUGGCACGUGCUCAAGGCAUUGGUGGAACAUUUUUCCAAGCAAAGCAGAAGGUGGAAGUGCCACUUAAUUUCGGAAAGGUGCGCUCAAGCAGCUGUGCAGAUUGGCAUACUUCAGUGUCGACUGGAAUCGGUCGCGUCACCCGUAAGGAAGCGCUCUCUCGGAGAACCGAUCCAAUAUUCUUUUCUUCGUCUGGCAAAAGGCGAUCUUCUCGAGUUUGCAUGCCCAUCGUGCAAGCGUGCGCUCCAUUCCUUUGUCACGGAGCUGUAAUAACAGAAGCAGAAAGAUCUCUGGGCAUUGUUUGUGGCUGGCCAUUCCGAUUCAGCACACCAUCGGCGCUGAGGAACGCUUACCGGCCGAGAAUCGUCGCAGUACAACUACAAGCAAUUUUGGAACUCGGUGCACAUUGUCGGAGUUGUCCGCUACCAGGUUGUCGGAGUUGCGUAAGACAAACGGUGGCGCAAAUUGGCAACCAGCGGAAACUACAGAAUAGUUCAGCAAGAAGGAUAGGAUUGCACCUACAGGACGUUGUGCUCACUCCUCAUCGGUCUGCAGCAGAAAAGGAAAGCAAGUGUGUGUUAGUCCGGGUGUUCUACUGGCUAGUGUGGUGGCAUCCGUUGAAUUUCAGCAUACGCAGGGCGAGCGGCGUAGCCAUCACGGUGCGUUUCGGAUACACCCAGGGAGGUGUGCACUCAUCCAUCUUUGGGCCAACAUUCCCAAUGCAGAGUCCAGUGAGGUCGGAAACGGAGUGCAAGCCGUUCAAGCAAGGAAACGAGAACAUGAGUGAACCAUGCUACUGCAACACAACACACGUUCAGGCCAACGGAAUAAGUGAAUUGAAAUAGCACGUAAGUUGCACUAUAUUAUUGUUAAUGGGGGGAAAAUAAUAAAAUGGGUUACCCAAAAUUAUGCAACGAUUGCUAAUGUUGCUUUACCACAAGUUUGCGAAAUUUUAUUAGUUUUACUUGGUGGCAUCGACCCCAGUAAGAUAACGUCACAGAGGUUUACAAAAACUGAAUAAAACAAA